GCGCCGCGCUGCGCUCCGCUCCCAUUGGCUGCGCGCGCCUUUGUGUGGCGGCAGCUGCGGCCCCAGCGCCUUUGAAUGUCGAGAGGGGCCGGGAAGGGAGCCUUUCCAUGGGCCAUCUGUCUCCCCGCCAGCCGCCGCCCCGCCGCCUGCGCCCCGCGCUCCGCCUCCCGCCCCGGCGGCUCCCGCAGCCCCGCCGCCCGCGCCCCGGAGCCGCGCCACAAAGGGCCCGCGCGCAGCCGCCGCCGCCGCCGCCGCGCGAGGAGCCAGGAUGGUCCUGGUCCACGUCGGCUAUCUCGUGCUUCCAGUGUUUGGCUCUGUGCGAAACAGAGGUGCCCCCUUUCAAAGGUCUCAGCAUCCUCACGCUACCUCCUGCCGCCACUUCCACCUGGGCCCCCCGCAGCCGCAGCAGCUAGCCCCGGACUUCCCGCUGGCACACCCCGUGCAGUCGCAGCCGGGCCUCAGCGCCCACAUGGCCCCGGCCCACCAGCACAGCGGCGCGCUGCACCAGUCGCUGACCCCGCUGCCCACCCUGCAGUUCCAGGACGUCACAGGUCCCUCCUUCCUACCUCAGGCCCUGCACCAGCAAUACCUGCUGCAGCAGCAGCUCCUGGAAGCUCAGCACCGCAGGCUUGUCUCGCAUCCCAGGCGGAGUCAGGAUCGAGUGUCUGUCCACCCCCACCGCCUCCACCCCAGCUUUGACUUUGGCCACCAACUGCAGACACCUCAGCCCCGGUAUCUGGCUGAGGGCACUGACUGGGAUCUCAGUGUGGACGCUGGCCUGAGUCCUGCCCAGUUCCAGGUGCGGCCCAUCCCGCAGCAGUAUCAGCAUUACCUAGCCGCUCCUCGAAUGCACCACUUCCCCAGAAACUCUUCCUCCACACAGAUGGUUGUCCAUGAAAUUCGAAACUACCCUUACCCACAGCUUCACUUCCUCGCGCUCCAGGGACUAAAUCCUAGUCGGCACACCUCUGCUGUUCGGGAGAGCUACGAGGAGCUGCUGCAGCUCGAGGACAGGUUAGGAAACGUGACCCGAGGAGCCGUACAAAACACCAUUGAGAGGUUCACCUUCCCCCACAAGUACAAGAAGCGAAGACCCCAGGACAGCAAGGGCAAGAAAGACGAAGGGGAGGAGUCAGACACAGAUGAGAAAUGCACGAUCUGUCUGUCUAUGUUGGAGGAUGGAGAAGACGUGAGACGCCUACCUUGUAUGCAUCUCUUCCACCAACUGUGUGUGGACCAGUGGCUCGCCAUGAGCAAGAAAUGCCCCAUCUGCCGAGUGGACAUUGAGACACAACUGGGAGCCGACAGCUGAGGGAGGAAGCUAGCCAGUGGACGCCCUGUUUCCUUCACCAGGCCCCGCCCCCUCGCCCCCCACGGCCAUAGCCCUUGCAGCCAAACUUUGCCUUCUGAGCCAUUUGACGUAGAGAAGAAGCCUGCAAGCACAUUUGGUGGAAAGAGGAGUUGGUAUCAGUGUCUGAGGGAGAGUAAGGGGUGGGGGGGACCCACCCGGGGGACCCACCCAUCCAGAAUGGUGACUGCCUCAUCGCCUUGCUGCGCAGGGGGAGGGAGCUGGCCGUGCCCAGAGCAGGGGCGGGAAGCGGGGGGCCCAGCUGCUGAGAACUAGAAGUGAUCUCGAGGGUACUAGCUGGUGACCGGCCCCUCAAUCCUGUCCUUUGAAGGAUUGUGUAUAUACCUCUUGACCACGUAGAAACCAUGUAGGGGUCUCUAGCUAUUCUGUGGAUGGCAGCCAGAGCAUGUUAGCUUAAGAAAAAUGUCGUGUGUGGUGCUCUCGUCAUCUGUGGUGGACAUGUCGCUAUUACUGAACUUGCACCAAAUAUUUCUCAUUGAGUUUCUUGUUUUGGUGCCUGACCGAACCAACCAACCAACGACAGCCCCAAUCUUCCCGUCUUUAUGAGCAAAAAGGAAAAAAAAAAAGGAAUCAAAGGUUAAAAAAAAAAAGAAAGAAAAAGAAAAAAGCCAAAUCCUGUUUACGGUGAAAAAGGAUGAAAAUUUUUCACCCAGGUUGGGAGGCGGGAGGGGGUUCUCGUUUGUUGUUUUUUUUUUUGUUGUUGUUGUUAUUGUUUUUUUUUGUUUGUUUGUUUCCUUGGGCUUUGUUUUUCUCAUGUUUACAGUGCACGGAGUGUGGCAGGGGCAUCUGAGAAGGGGGUAGGGCUUAAAAGGAACAGAUGGGGUCUCUGGGUUUCUGAGGCUUUUGGGGAAGGUGAGGAGGGCAGAACCCUCGCCGGUGAAGGGGGCCCAUAUAAAGGUGAGCUCCCCAGUCCUGGGGCCCAUUUGCUUGGCCCCAGCUGUCUUCCUAGGUUCCACACUGAACCAGGGAAGACUCUGUCUCCAGCCACAGUGGUCCUAUGUUCCUGGGAGCUAGCAGCCCCCUCUGCACUCCAGUUCCUAACUUUAUCCUGAGCUCUCAUCUUGCCAUAAAGAGGCAAUGUAGCCACUGCUUCCCUAUGCAAACAAUCAACCAGAUGAUGCAGAUGAAAUAGUAUUGGCAGUGUACACUUGGCCUUGGCCAACGUGCUCUCCGCUAGCACUCAGGGCUGAAGCCAAGUCCCUAAAUUUGGGAGUAACUUGAGCAUCCUUCAGGAUCCUGUCUGAUCAGCCCCUCAGAGAUGGCCCUUGCUAUGAGACCACUUGCCUGGGCUGGGAGGCCCGUGUCCCUAGCCUCUUGAUCCUUUGAUUCAUCUGUAAUCUUGGGAAAGUCCCUUUCUUUCUCUGUGCCUCAGUUCCAGUGGGGAGAGACAACCUUGUGUCCCCAUGUCCCCCAUUCCUUCUACUUCACCCAGAUCUGAGAAUUGGCGCUAUCCAGCGUCUGUGUGCGCCCUGCUCUCUCAUGGCGGUCUCAGAGGGCUUAGUGAUGGGUGUGGACGAAGAGAUGGGAAGAUCUGAUGGGAAGAUAGGGAAGAUGUAGUGAUGCUGUAUGACAGUGUGCUCUCUGUACUGCUCCAUAAUUUUUCAGAGAGAUGACAGAAUAUUGGAAGUGAGAAACAUUCUGAUAAUUCUAACCCAAGUGUAGCUCUUAAUCACGUGUAAAAAAAAACGCCAGGGCACCUGGCAUGCUGUGACCUUCCUUUGCCCCCGGCCCUCCUCGUCGUCCCUCAUUGGCAUUGCCCUCAGAAUCCAGUCCGACCUCGACCCCUAGCCCGUUUCAGUGCUCCCGUGUCAAGGAACUAGGGUGCUGGUCGGAUAAAGGAAGAAACCCCAUGAGAAUGAAUCAGGACCAAAACUGACAGGUGACCACUGGACUCGAGAGAGAUCUUUCUAGCACAACGGAUACCAUCAUGAAGGAGCGGCUGUCUAUCCACUAUCCAGACGAAGGCUACACCCACGACCCGCCUUCUGAUAUCUCCUAAAAUCUGUUGAGUGCCUACUGGGGCAAGAGUUGAUGAAGAUGAUCACUAAGGCAACGUCUUUGCCUGGUGGAAUUAUGAGAGGAUCGGGGAACAUCCAACAUUGCUUACGGUGGACGGUCAGACAGUGAAGACCAGGACAACUUUGGUUGCUUGGACAAUGUCUCCAACGCCAGGGCUGGAUACCCACCAGGUGGGGAAAGAAUGUUUGAGUCAGGAUGUCAGGGAGCUGCUGACCGAAAGCCACCAGGACUUGUGAAUUCUCUCCUGCUCCUCCCCGUGGCCGUGCCAAAACCAAGAUUUCACCAGAAGACGACUGUGGCUCAGAGAUAACGGGUGGUUCAGGCAGGUCUUUGCUCCCCGAGGCCACUCACUCUCUACUCUUUGCUUUGAGGCUGUCCUGCAAGGCUGACAGGGAAAGAGAAUUGGCAGAGACCCGGGGGGAACUGGAACUAGUGUCCCUGAUUCUAGUCCCGGCUCCUCACGGGCAAACGGAGAGAUGCUGGAACCUUCACCCACACCCCUUGCCCUGCUGGGCUUCUGCUUCCUCAGCUGCGACCCAAGGAGGUUGGAUUGGAUGCUCACUAAAUUCUCCCGAUACACAUUCUGUGAUUCUUUCUAACGUCAAUGCAUCCUUCAGGUAGAGCUGUUGCUGCCCAUGCUGCUGAGAGGCCUUUUAUGCCCCCACAUAUCUGCUUCAGAGGCUGAGGCAUGCAGGCUGGGGGAGAGGGUAGAGUGGUUUCUCCUUGUUCCCGUUCACACAGGCUCUUUGAAAGCCCCAGGCUAACAUUAGGACCUGGGCAGGGGAGGGGUUGUUCCUGCCGCCCCCUCCCGUUCCCACCUACCUGGGGGUCCCUGUGUCCUGAUGGUAGGGGCUGGAGUAGCACUUAGAACCCGCCCAGUCCCCGUUUCGGGACUUCUGAUUGGUUAGAGGAAAGCCAGUGCCUCUGUUCCGGGUCUCCAGACUGGCCAUUGAGCCAGAGCUGAGUGGAGAUGAGGCAGGGCCAGGCCUCAGCAUCUCACAUCUACCAUCUUCAGGAGAGAGACGUAUGUAGUUCUCCUGCUCAACUCAAGGGACUCAGACCCUUUUCUGACUGAGACGCAUGAGUGCCUUUGACAGCGGCCCCAGGUUCAAGUUGGGCCUCCUAACCGCAGCCAUGGCUCAGCAGGUCCGCCUAGGACACCAAUCAACCCAACGCCACGAAUCCAGCUGGGCACAGGCAGAGGGCAGCAGGGGCUGCACGUUCCGUUCCUCCACCUGGCCAGGCCCCCAGGUCCCCGUGUCAUUUUCGCCACCACCUGUGACAGGCCUCAAGUUCUCCUCUGCAAAGGCCCCCAGCCUCCGUGCAAGCAUUCUUAACUCUUUACGCCUAACGAACAAGCACAGUUUUUUCAAUGGUGAAGAAAAAGCACCAGACUAUUUUUUUUUUCUUGAAGAAAUCCCCCAAGCCGCCCUGCCUGCGGGACAAACAUUCCCCACGUGGGGCUGUAGCAACGUCUGUCAGGUCCCCUUGUGUUUCAUCUCCCGCGCGCGCGUGUAGAGCAAAUGCUAGAGCGAUUUCAGCUGAUAGAAAAACAAAAAAAGAAAAAAAAAAAACACAAAAAAUAAAAAACAUGGCACGUUGCUAGUUUACAGGGUUUUGUGAGUUUCAAUGCCUUAUAUUUAACAAUCAUAAUUUAUGACUAACUUGUAGAUAUCGUGGGUUCUUAUUUAAUUAUUUUUAUAGUUGUUUUGCAUUUUUAAUUAUAAUUUAUUUAUUUAGAAAGGAUACUAAUGUUUUUUAUUGCUCCUAUUACCUCAUUUUGGCGUCGUUUCUGGGAGUGGAAUGCUUUGCAUGCAUUGGUACGAUAACAACUGCGAAAACAAACAAACAAAAAAAACCCAUUUUAAAUAAGUCUGCGAACUUUAUUUCGUCCAAACUAUCAGGGUGUGUGAUUGCAAGCUGUCCUACUGUGGUGCUGGCCUCUUUGGAUACAUUCCAUACGAAAUGCAAACCUUUGAUUCUGUAUGCUGUGAUCUAGUGAAAAGCUCCAACAUAGUGACUGUAUUUAGCACAUAUAUAAAUAUAAUUUGCACUCGUCAGCAGGCUGGGGUAAUCCUUUCACUUGGCACCCUUGGCCCCUCCCCCAGCCCUCUUUCCCACCUCAAGCCUGCUUCCCUUGUUCCCUCCCCCUUCCUAUCUCCUCAAGCCCACUCAUCUUCCCUCCCCUGAGGACCGUCUCAGGGCACAGGGGGUCAUUGGCUCCCACUCACUAAGGUUCCAGAAUUGGGGUCCUUCAGUCACAGCGGGCAUGGUCCUCUGAAAGACAAAAAGUCUGUUUUAUUAAGGGGCAGGCCGGAAGACUUUGGUUUUUACACCAGCUCCACGGCAGACUCCCUGGGAUCAAGGGCAAGUUCAGGGUUUCCCUGAGUCAGCUUUCUGUUCUUAGAGAGGGGGGCAAGAUGGGUCCCCCAUUCAGAAAGAAUAUACCACAGUCCCAGGUGAGGUCACAAGAAUGGGUCUCAUUCUCUUGGGAGAGACUGAAGAGGAAAGGAAGGGGGAAGGCACGGAGAGAAAUGGAGACCAGAGGGAGCCAGUUAAGAAUGACCUUAGAGAGCUGGUCAGAACAGCCACCCGCAGGGUCCUCUUAAAUACUGCGUCCUGCAGGUGGCAAGGAGGCCAACUAGGUAGCUACAUCCUUGGGUGUGAAAGGUGGAUUUUCUCAGGGCUAGGUCAUUCCCAGAGUGAGCGGAGAUCCAUGUCCUGUUGCCAGAGGGAACGAGCUGGGAGACUAGAACUCCCAGACUAGCGUGUUUGGGAUCCGCACCCUCCACCACCACCAGGCUUGUCUGGAAUCUUCGUGGUUGCGCCAUCGCUCUUUGGCCAGCACUGGGAUAUAGAAUUGCGCCAUGCCUUCUCCCCACCACCGCUCCUUGCCUGUGUUCCACAGAGGCUGCAGACACGAGGGCCUGCUGUGGAGUUAGAGGGGUCUGGCUCCAGCCUCGCAAGUCUGUAAGAGCUGAUGGUGAGGAGGCCUCGAGGAAGCCGCCCUAGAUUAAGCCUGUGAGUGGGCAGGCACCCUGGCAUGCCGACCCUCCCCUCUCCCUCUGCUCCUCACUCACCCCUCCCCCUUUCUUGGCUCUUGACAUCACUGCCUUUGCCUGGUGGGUAGCUCCACCCUCCACAGGAGGCCCCGUGGGUUUGGAUAGCUCUGGCACGAAGGAGGAAAUAAAGACCUGGGGUUGCCACACCACCUACCUGUGUGGCUAGACCAGAUGUGGUCCUUCGGCCCCACCCCUGUGAUGGGGCUUCUUGCUUGCUGCUGCCUUGCUUCUCCUCUGCCGAUACCCCGGAGCCUUGCUUUCCUUGGAGAUGGCCUGUGGAGUCACCCACCACGCUGGUGGAGCACAAUCGCCACACACUGCCAGGCCUGGCAGACACUGCCCCCUUCAGGGCUCCGCAUGGCCGUGCUAUGCCGUUGUGUGGGGUCAGAGGAAGACAGGCCCUACGCUCUGGCUGGCUAUGACCCACCCUGAGCCUCCCCACUCUGGGAUGCGGUCUUUCCCCCCUCAGCUGUGGAGAGGGCCACGCCAGGCUCUCCGAGGGGUCAUUUGCUGCCCCUGGUAGGUGAAAGGAUUACCCCUGGUGUUGAUUGUCCUUCUUUUGUAAUCCUCCUGCUGUUCUCUUCUGUUGUGCUGUGCAACCUUUUGCUACAUAGACUAUUUUAUAGCAGAAAGCUAGAAAAAUAUUUAUUAUGACUAUUAAAGCAAUAGUGCAUCAACGAGCAGGCGGAGACAUUAGGAAUUGUGUAAACGCUUAGAUUCACUUUGGGUGGAUUUUUUUGUACUUUAUUUACAAUGAAUAAAAACGAACUGCAUUG
Molecule: messenger RNA, 7226 nt
Organism: Chionomys nivalis (European snow vole)
Lineage: Eukaryota; Metazoa; Chordata; Mammalia; Rodentia; Cricetidae
Gene: Ark2c
Product: arkadia (RNF111) C-terminal like ring finger ubiquitin ligase 2C
Exons: 8
Coding region: 269-1312 (347 amino acids)
Biological process (GO): positive regulation of BMP signaling pathway; motor neuron axon guidance
Molecular function (GO): zinc ion binding; ubiquitin protein ligase activity
Source: RefSeq, a predicted model, not a curated record